AUGAAAUAUUUGUUAUCGGAAAUAAGGCCCCCCAACUGCAUCAAUCGUUCUAUAUUCGCUAAUAUAUUUACCAGUCAAAAGGCAUCGCUAGUUGUGAACAAGGUGAAUAAAUUGGAGUUUUAUGUUGUGCAUACCGAAUCAGACGAACCAUAUAUAGAAUUAAAGGAUGCAUUAUCUAUAGACGAGACUAUAUUGGCAAUAGUUCCAUUCCAACCACGUCAAUUGGACAAUGAAUGGCUUAUGGUUCUCAAUGAGUCAAACGAACUAUUCUAUAUCGGAUAUAAUCAAGAGACGGAGAAUUUUGUUCGUAUUAAUGGUACAAUUCUUAAUGGAAAUGGUCAACAGCAAUUACUUGAUGUAGAUCCCAUUUUGUUGUCCAAUUUUAAUGAGGAAUCAGGCUAUUUCAUAGUGCAUUGUUUUCAAGGAAUGAUACAGGUAAUGGUGCUGAAUAAGGAUACUAAAUUUGACACGCUACUAAUAGAAACAACAAAUAAGCGAUCUAAGAAGAAUAAUUUACACAAUGAAAUAUGGAACACAAAUACUACAGCUAUUGGGAACAUCGUAAUUCAUCAAAUGGUGAUUUUGGAGAACACAGAUAAAUUUCAAGACACGCUAGCUAUACUUUACCGGGAUUUUCAGUACAAUUACUCUCUAAGAUACUAUCGCAUAUCUCCAGAAGAAGGCAAGCUUCUGCUUCAUACCCAAUUUGAAGAAUUUGACGAGCCACCAUCGUGUAUUAUAGCGCUUAAAACGGGUGGAAUUUUAGUUUUAACUUCGCUUCAUAUUUUUUAUUUCGCUAACCCAAUGGUAAACUUACAGCUUACAGGAGAAAGUGACAGCAUUUUUGUUUCACGUAAUGGAGAACAACAAUUGAUAGUUAAGAAAAUAGACUCCACAAAUUAUCCAGAAUUAAUCACAAGUAGCUUUACCAAUUACACUAUUAUAGAUGACAACAGGAUUUUGGCCGUAACUAAUACAGGAAUGUCGUACAUUAUAUAUUUCAGUUCCAAAUAUAAGGGAAGAAAAUUAGAAGUUAUUAGUACCAUCAAUCUUAUUAAGCUAGGUAUGACUACUGUUGCGAGUGAUGUUCAUCACAUUGAUAAGAACAUCUUUUUUGCAUCGUCUAAGUUAUCGCAAUCUAUAUUAUUCGAGAUACUCCAACAAAAACCGUUUAUUAAUAUUUGUCAAUUUAUCCCAUCGUCUCCACCCUUAUUAAAUAUCGAUCCUAGAUUUGCUGGUAUGCAGUGUAGUCUUUUGACCUGUGGUGGUGGUUAUGACAGCGGUGAACUUAGAAAAGUUCAUAAUAAAAUCUUCGACUUAAGUCUAAUCAAGCAGUUUGGAACAAAUUUAGACACCAGCCAAAUAUUGUUGCUUAAAAUGAAUAAUAAAACUUACAAUAUUGCCACUAAGGAUAUGAAUGGGAAAAUUAAUGGGGAAUAUCUACUUGAAGAAGAGGGACCUAAGUCAUGUUUCAAGGAGAUUGAUAUUCACUGUCACGUUCAACAUGAGCUAGUAUUGGACCAACGCAUAGUAGACGAUAACAGAAUAUCUGUAACUGAGCAAGGAUGCUACAUAAAUGAUCAGAAGGUGUCAAACGAGAAAACUUUUUAUGGCAAAAUUUUGGAAAAUGGCAUCUUCCUACAACUCACUUCCCAAAACAGAAUUAUCAUACAAAAAGGUGCAAAUUUUAUUAAAACGGUCAACUUAAAGGCCGAAUUUAAGCAAGUAACUGAAAUUGACAUGGUUCAAAGUUCCGAGAACAAAUUCUUUUUGUUGGUAGCAUUUGAUGAUGGAUCCUAUGAACUACAUAUAAUCUCAAAGGAGUCGCCUUAUUCCAAAAUCCUUCUUCAGGAGGUCGUGUUUGAUUCUAACGAUGGGAUUUCUUCGUGUGCUAUUUUAUUUGAUGACACAUCUUCAUCUGCAUGGCUUCUUUUCCUGUCUGGAAGUGGAUCAAUUGGCCAAGUAUAUUUUGAUUUGAAUGACGGAGUCAAGAACAAACAAGCAAUUGUUUCACAACAUGCAUCUGGGUUGCCUUGUAGAUUUUUUAAGGAUAAAAACAGAAGAAUUUUCAUGGCCGAUAGAAAUCAGAUAUUUGGCUUGUUCAUUGAUGAAACAAACUUAUACAAAGCUGCAUCGAUUAUAGAAAUUAACAACAUUAAUGAUGUAAUUUUUUUAAAUGAAGAAAAAAUACUUGUGUCUACCGACGUGAAUAAACUAUCGUUAUAUUCCUUGAAAACGAAUUCGGUCGCAAACGCAAAUGAUAAUAUCAUAUAUUCCAAUAUGUUGAAUACCAAAUCAUUGCAUAUUCCUCAUACAAAUUUGUCUAUUGCAAUUUGCUUUGAAAAUAAAAUAAACCCCACCAAUGAUGAAUAUCAAAAAUACUCUUAUUUGAAGCUAAUUGAUAAUUCCUCAAUGAACGUUGUUGACUUUUUCGAAUUUGCAAAUAAUUCUUCCUGGGAUUUAGUUGACAUGUGCAUCAUUCCAAAUGGUUUAGAGCAAACUCUUCCACGAUAUUCAUUUGCUAUAUUGAGUAAUAGCUCCAAUAAAAAUGAAAUACUUCUGAUAUUUCAUAUUAAAAAAAAUAAAAUAAAGAGGCUUCCACUGAUAGAUAUUCUUGGUCUAUCAGAUAGUUCUGAAUUAACAUUACAAACAGUAGGUCUCGUUCAUUCCGAAAAACCUAAAUUGAUCGUUGGAGGCAAUAUUACCUUUAUUGUCGAAUUAGUAUACGAUCCAGAUAGAAAUAAUUUUAUCUGGCAGUUGCUUCCGGGUACAACUGUUCAAUUACCUAUUCAUACGCUUGGCGCUAUUUCAAUCGAUAAAUAUAUUAUAAUGGGUGAUAUAAUGAAAGGUUUGUAUAUUGGAGAACUCCAUGACCCUGCUGACUUUGAUGAUAAUGCGACCGAAACUUUCUCUAAGCUUUCUAUGCUGAAAUUAAGAUGCAACCUUGAUCCAUAUUUCUUGACCACCUUUGAUGCAGUUAAAAGCACUGAAGAUCAAAUGGAAAUUAUUUUUGGUGAUUCCUUGGGCAAUUUGUCAUCUCUUGAAAUAGAUUCCGAUAACAAGGAUGUGAAACAAGCGUUUGCAUUCAACAUAGGAGAACAGAUUAAUAUCAUUAAGGCCAUUGAUCAUUCUCUGCAAAUCCAAGAUUUUGCACUUAAAUUCGAUAAAGCCAAUAAAAUAAAAUCACUUUUGCAUAUAAUUGCUGUACUUGGUACGGUCAAUGGUGGUUUAUAUUGCAUAAGUAAACUUGAAGAAGAACCAACAGAAAAGAUUGAAAAAAUCUUAGAAAGAUGCCAGAUGGAAUUAGUAUCGUACCUGAAAACCCUUAGUUUGACAAGUAAUACGACAAAAUCAAUUACCUAUAGUAAUUGGCUCUCGGUGAAAGACUGGAAAACAUUGUCUAAGAAUGAAUCUGGAAACUAUAUAAAAAAGGAGACCUUCGGUAUGUUUGAUUUGGCAUUAAUAAGAAAAUGGCUUUACCGUGACUAUCAGCUUAACAAGUCUUGUCAACGGAACAAAUCAGACGAGAAUGUGUUGGACAAUAUGAGGGCAAAUCUCAAAGUAUGUUAUAGGAACAAAAGCCUCCUACAAAGGUUGGUUUACGAAAGUAGUUUAUUAUAA
This is a messenger RNA of Debaryomyces fabryi, 3621 nucleotides long. RefSeq lists its product as uncharacterized. Gene Ontology annotation, cellular component: nucleus. Lineage: Eukaryota; Fungi; Ascomycota; Pichiomycetes; Serinales; Debaryomycetaceae. The coding region runs from base 1 to 3621 and encodes 1206 amino acids. Gene Ontology annotation, molecular function: protein binding. The transcript has a single exon. The record is from RefSeq and is a predicted model, not a curated record.